UAAACACACGCCCCUUUUUGCAAAAUUCCAUGCUAGUACGAAAAGGGAAGUAUAGCGAGUUGCCAUUUAUGUUCGGUGUCCGUGUAAAUGUUUUCAGAUACUAACCCGAACAUUUUUUUUUUAUGAUUUCUGCGUUGUUUUACUUGGCCUAAAGUAGCCUAUAUAUUUUUUUAAGUGGGUUCAACGAACACGUAUGGAUUAUGGAAACGCAACUUUAAGUGACGAUUAAUUUUUUUUUAGAAAGCAGUGCUUUCGAUUAGUAAUAUUUUACAUUUAAGCCGUAAAAAAGGACGGGCACGAUGCGUUUCACAGUUUUUUUGUGGCAGAUCUUUAUGCUGUUGCUUCACGCAGUUUGUUACGGAAGCCCUGUAAACAGUUUAGGGCCAACAGAAGAGGACUUGAGGUGUUUUAAUGACUACGAAACAGAAGUGAAAUGCCAUCUUUCUUCUGUCAGUCUUACAAGCUGCUCUGAAUACACGCUGAAUGUCACCCAAGAGUUUGCAAUGCAAGGGUUCGAUAAAUAUUCAUGCAUUUUUGAGCGAAGUGCCAGCGAUUGUGAAUGCAAGUUUGAAGUGCAACUGUUUGUGGUAGCUGAGAACUUCACUACUGAACUUUUGAAAGGAGUGAAUGUUUUAUUUUCUAAAAAAAUGAAGACUGCGAAAUUCAUCAAACCGAAAACUCCAGUCUUAUCAGUUGAGACGACUAAAAAUGGAAACUUUAUAGUGAAGUGGAACAGCAAGUAUAAGGGGGAAGAUAGUUUUGUGAAGUCACUAAAAAUACACCUGACCUAUGGGUAUGAAGGAGAAAAGGAAAAGAGAACCAAGGACAUGCAGGACUCUGAGAAACAAUUUGAAAUUAUAGGUUCACACCUAAAGGCAAAAACCAAAUACGUUCUGACGGCAAAAAUGAGCACAGACUACAAUGAUCAUCAGAUAUAUAGCGACGAAAGCGAACCAAUAGAGUUUAUAACAACCUCAUCACAAUUCAAUAUCAUUCCAGUUGUUUGCGUUGCUUUGAUCAUUCUAAUAUUCACAAUCUUCAUCUUUAUUUUCAGCAUCAAGAAAAGAUGGUGGGACAAGAUUUCCAAGCCCAAAAUUAAUCUCGGAGAAGACAUUAUAAAAAACCAUUUGAUGUUUCCACCAGCCUCCACGGCAAUCUCCCAAAUCUGGGUGGAUAAUUCAAAACAGGACCUUAAGGAGGAAAAGAAAUUUAUGUUGCCGUCAUCAGUAGAUAUUCGCAGUGAGAAAAGUUGUAAUAGUGACAAAGAAUCAGUGGAUUAUGCCCAGACUUGCUCUGUUUCCCGGGAAUUGGACAACAACAUAGCACGCACUGAACGUGACCUGGAUAAGAUGAUGGGGCACCUGAUGAAAAACGAACCACAAAUGACACCUGAAAAGGGUCUCGAUAUAGAAUUCAACUACGCCAACAACAGAGAUUCUGGGAAUUGCUCCGGGUCAUCAUUUUUUACUAAUAGGACUUACCGGUACAAUAUAACAUCAUCAGACAACUCUUCAACGCAAGAACCGCUGCCCUGUGAUCCCUCUUAUAUGAGUGGGUCCAACAUUAACAGUGAUAACAGCGGCCAGUUUAAUUCUACCAAUAACAACAUUUCGGAAAGAAAACCUGCAGGGUUUGAUGAUGAUGAAAGGCUCAACAAGAAAAAUCUCUCGAUGUCCAAAAAUCCACUUUAUCCCACUGUAUCCCAUCUGUAUCCCAUCCAAUGUGAUGAUGGAUAUCAAGAUGUUCGAAGCUUAGAGAUGAAUACAACAGGGCAUUGCAGCUCAACCAUUGAAGCUGAAGUAGCACUUGGCGAGUGUGGAGCAAUGAAAGUUUUUGAGAUGGCAAAUCCCAGCACUGGCCAAGCAUUAAAGCAAAAUUCUUGGAAUCCUGCUUUGAACAUCCAGAAUAGCAUUCAAAUAGAUUAUUCAUAUCAUCCUGUUUAAAGCAACACCAAAGAUUUUUUUGUACCUUAAAAUAACAUUUCCAAAAAAGUUCAGUCGUUCAUCCACUCGAAACAGGGUGAACAGCACUUUCACAUUCGCUUUGCAGCACUCUAUCGGCCAAAACCGCACUAAAAAAGUUUCCAACCGUCGGGUCGCGGUCCUGUAGUUCGAUUGAAAACUACAAAAACUUGCUUUAGGGCAGACUUACAAUCCAAUCAGAGCAAGCUUUGCUGCAGUAGGCUAAAUUAUUUACGCAGUGGUAAUGGACAAUUCCGCUUCCAACCUGUAGGGGGAGCAAAGAGCAAAAACUCUUUAGUGUUGCUUUAACUGUGCUGUAAAAAUAAACAGUAGGAGCUGGAAACGUUCAUUUUGUAUUAUACCUCCACAGCUAUUAUGUUUUAGUGACUUGUGAUGAAUUAUUAAUUUCGACUGCAUUACUUUUCAUAGCAGCAUGCUGACUCUAACUAAUCCUUAUUUUGGACCAAAUCCCUGAAGAUGAUGUACUUAAAUGCUUGACGCCAUGCAUUACUGCUUUUUGAAUUUUUAAUGAGAAUGUUGUAAAAAAAAUUACAACGUGAACAGAUGUUUGUAUGCAAUAUAACUUUAAAGCAUAUAUGUUAUUAAUUUGUAUAGAUUUUUUAUAUUAUUUUGAUACUGUCAACAUCAAAAACAGCUUGCCUUGCAACUUAACCUUAAACUGUAAAAAAACUUGCUGUAAUUAUGCAGCUGGUUGCCAGUAACUUACUGUAGAAGAUAAAGACUGAACAUUUUCAUGUUCAUUUAACUUGAAACAAACUGUUGCCAGUAAAUAACAUAAAUGUAAAAUCUACAGUAAGUUACUGGCAGCUAGUUGCCAGUAAUACCCAGUAAUACUGUAAUUUCUACAGAUUUUUUUUACAGUGUAACUGUUAAUGAAAGUAAAUGUACAAAACUUGUAUUGACGUAACCAUUCAGAAUUUCAUACUAACCUGCUGUUGUCCACUGUAUUUCAACAUAACACAUGUAAAGUGUAACACAAUAAAGUGUAAAGUGCG
Misgurnus anguillicaudatus (oriental weatherfish) is the source of this 2977-nucleotide messenger RNA. RefSeq lists its product as uncharacterized. Lineage: Eukaryota; Metazoa; Chordata; Actinopteri; Cypriniformes; Cobitidae. Gene Ontology annotation, biological process: immunoglobulin mediated immune response; cytokine-mediated signaling pathway. Gene Ontology annotation, molecular function: cytokine receptor activity. The record is from RefSeq and is a predicted model, not a curated record. Gene Ontology annotation, cellular component: external side of plasma membrane.